This is a messenger RNA of Perca flavescens (yellow perch), 2791 nucleotides long. RefSeq names its product inositol-3-phosphate synthase 1-A. Gene Ontology annotation, biological process: phospholipid biosynthetic process; inositol biosynthetic process. The record is from RefSeq and is a predicted model, not a curated record. NCBI's taxonomy places the organism in Eukaryota, Metazoa, Chordata, Actinopteri, Perciformes, Percidae. Gene Ontology annotation, molecular function: inositol-3-phosphate synthase activity.
AAUGCAUAGAAAACCCAGCCCUUGGUUUAUUUGCAACCGGUUCUCAAGCCUCUCCAUCCUCGCGUGUUAUGUAAGAGGAGGGACUGAGCAGUCUGAUUGGCACUUGCACUGAAUACGUCGACCGAGGGAGGAUAUAAUCAUUUGAGAGUACUGCGCACUCUUACAAGCACCGCUGGCAUCUUCCGACAGAAGGUACUGGAACUUUCCAUUUUAACAGGCGAAGAAUUAUCAGCGACACACACCGGGACCGACUUCAUUUAAGGGAAGUUACUUAUCAGCGAGACACCCCAGGUCAUCGUUUGCGAAGUUACUUCAGCGAGACGCACCGGGACCGACUUCAUUCAAACAACGUUACUUAUCAGCGAGAGACCCCGCUACCGGCUUCAUUUAAGCGAAGUUACUUCCAGACGUUUUUACUUGAAGUGGAAGAAGAACUACGCAGUACGCAGCAUAUUCUAUCGUGAAUGACAGUAUGGCUGCACUUCACCAUCAAGCCACCAGCCAUGUCUGUCAACGUUCAUAUCAACAGCCCAAAUGUGAGGUACACAGAUACACACAUUGUGUCUCAGUAUCCCUACCAGACCACAUCAGUUCACAGAGAGGGAAACAAGGUCACAGUGACUCCCCGCACUACCGAGUUGACCUUCCGCACAGAGAGACGUGUGCGUCUGGGUGUGAUGCUGGUUGGCUGGGGAGGCAACAACGGGACCACAGUCACAGCAGCUGUACUGGCCAAUAAGCUCGGUCUCACCUGGAGAACCAAGACUGGAGAGAAGAAAGCAAACUACUUCGGCUCCCUCCUGCAGGCGUCUACUAUUUGUCUGGGAUCAGACCUCGAGGGCGAGGUCAACAUGCCCCUCUGUGACUUCCUACCCAUGGUGCACCCUAACGAUAUAGUCUUUGAUGGCUGGGAUAUCUCUUCAAUGGAUCUUGGCAGUGCGAUGGAGAGAGCUCAGGUGUUUGACUGGUCAUUACAAAAGCAACUGCAACCACACAUGAGCCGCAUGAAACCCAGACCGUCAAUCAGUAUCCCAGAAUUCAUUGCUGCGAACCAAGAGAGUCGGGCAGACAACAUCCUUACUGGGAGCAUGGCGGAGCAGGUAGAGCAGAUCAGAGCUGACAUAAGGGAUUUCCAGAAGUCGAGUAAUGUGGACAAAAUCAUUGUUCUUUGGACCGCCAACACUGAGCGCUUCUGUGAUAUCAUACCUGGGGUCCAUGACACUGCAGAGAACCUGCUAGCUGCAAUCCAGGCUGGAGCAGCGAUUUCUCCCUCCACUCUGUUUGCAGUGGCCAGUAUACUGGAGGGUUGUGCCUACAUCAACGGCUCCCCACAGAACACUUUUGUACCAGGCGUCAUAGAGCUGGCCGUGAAGAAAGGGGUGUUUAUUGGAGGAGAUGACUUCAAAUCUGGUCAGACAAAGAUCAAGUCAGUGCUGGUGGACUUUCUGGUCAGCUCAGGUAUCAAGCCGACCGCCAUUGUCAGCUACAAUCACCUCGGCAACAAUGACGGGAAGAACCUGUCGGCUCCACAGCAGUUCCGCUCCAAAGAGAUCUCCAAGAGCAACGUGGUGGAUGACAUGGUCCAGUCAAACCCCAUAUUGUACCAGCCUGGAGAAAAACCUGACCACUGUGUGGUGAUUAAAUAUGUCCCCUAUGUGGGAGACAGCAAGCGUGCCAUGGAUGAAUACACAUCUGAAAUAAUGAUGGGAGGGACCAAUACUAUCGCACUGCACAACACCUGUGAGGACUCUCUUCUAGCCAGCCCAAUCAUCCUGGACCUGGUGAUCCUGACAGAGCUUUGUCAGCGUGUGACUGUCCGACCCCAGGGGGAGGAGGACUUCCUGUCUUUCCACAGUGUCUUAGCAGUGCUCUCCUUCCUCUGCAAGGCCCCCCUGGUCCCAUCAGGGACACCGGUCAUCAACGCCUUUUUCCGCCAGAGGGCCUGCAUACUAAAUAUCAUGAGAGCGUGCCUCGGCCUUCCUCCUCAGAACCACAUGCUGUUGGAGCACAAGCUGCAGAGAAACUUCCUGUAUCCACAUAUCUCCAACAUGAAUGGCCAUGUGGCUGCUUUGGAAAAUAAUUGGAACUAAAAACGUAAUACAAUUGUAAACUACAAUUGGCAGUACAACUGACACCGUGUAUAACAAGAACAAAGGCCCUCAUUGAUCUAUUGUUGCGAAAAUAACAACUUUGACAACUUUGCAGAGUAAACUUGACAUUAAUGUAAGAUGCAUUUAAAAUCAAGGUAUUAAUCGAGUCUUGGCCUAUUAAACAAUGGCGUGGUGCUGCAACAUUUACAUGUCAUACAUGCAGUUCUGCUAUAGCUACUGAGCAACAACAGAGGCCUAUAUGAAGCCCCUAGACUACAUUAUUCCCCACACAGCGGAACAUUGUUCAAAGCAGGCUAUUUUGUUCAAAUAUAUAUAUAAAGUAAAUGCAUCUUUGCUUGUAUCAAUAUUCAAGAAGUUCUCCAAGUGCAAUGCAUAUGUGGAAUACAAUUGUACUGUAUAGUUCAUAGGAAUAGGUUCAUAUGUUUAACAAGCAAAUGUGAUGCUAAUUGUGCAGCUGUGAAAAAAAACUUAAUGAAGCAAUAUCUGUUGUUUGAUGAAUGAGGGUCAUCUUCUUAACUUACUGUAUUUUGUGUUAUUGUCUUAAUCACUGCUUUACUGUAGCCAUCCAUAUGUUUUUGUUUGAAGAUACGUUUUUGAAAACGUGGAUGCAGUUUUGACUAUUUUGUCAUUGAGUAACAUGGGCUAUAUACAAUAAACCUUAACAUAUUAUUUGAACUUAA